AUGCCGCUUCAUUCUGUCUUUCCAGACUUGGACAUUCCCAAGACUGACCUGUUAUCCUAUGUCUUCGAUGGCGAUAGCCUCUCCCAUGACCCAAUCUGGGUCGACUCGGAAGAUCCGUCCAGGUUCUUGUCUUUGCAUUCCCUCCAGGUUUGGGUGCGUCGGUUUGCAGCUGUGCUGGCAAAGCAUCAACUCCGGGUGGGCGAUGUGGUGAUUGUCUUUACGCCCAAUCACAUCUUCCUCCCCGUGGCGUAUUUUGGCGUCAUUGGCUUUGGGGCCGUAUUUACUGGGGCCAAUCCCGCCUACACCAUUCGAGAGCUCACUCACAUGCUCCGUGACACCGAGGCCAAAUUGAUCCUUGUCCAUCCCAGCAUCGUUGACGCCGCCCUCGAAGCUGCACGUCAUGUCGGAUUGCCCGCGGACCGCCUCUUGCUGUUCUCCGAUCGUCCAGUUGAAUCGACCGGAGGCAUCCUCGACUGGCAUUCUUUCCUUCCGACGGCAUCAAGUCCCAACAUGUGGCAGUGGGACCGUCUAGACCAAAGGACAUCGACCACCCGACCUGCCAGCCUCAAUUACUCGUCCGGUUCAAUCGACAGCACCACCGGCCUUCCCAAAGGGGUCAUCGUGUCCCACCACGCAUUGAUAGCAAAUUGCGAACAGAUCAUGUUUAUGCGUGAUCAAGGCAAGCCCUACACGGACGGUGACCGGCCGGCGGAACGGUGGGUUGGAUUUCUACCAUUUUACCACGCCUAUGGCCAAGUGUACAGCAUCUUGAUGGCAGCCAAGCUACGGGCCCGUGUCUUCGUCAUGAGUGCGUUCAAUUACGAGAAAUUCCUGCGUGUCAUUCAGGACUACAAGGUAUCCCAUCUCCAGAUUGCGCCCCCGAUCAUGAUCAUGCUUUCAAAGCGACCCGAGACGUCCAGCUACGACUUGAGCUCCGUGACCGACGUCCUCUGUGGGGCCGCGCCACUCUCGAUGAGUCUGCAAAACGAAGUCAUCCGGAAAUUUGGCUUCCAGGUCAAACAGGGCUGGGGAAUGACCGAAGUAACGUGCGGCGGCCUCAACAUGCCGGGAGAUAUUACCAGUCAGACUGGCAGUGUGGGAAUGCUGCAUCCAAACUCUUCCUGCCAGUUGAUUGACGACGAUGGUAACGAAGUCUGUCCCGGUCAGCGCGGAGAACUGCUUUACAAGGGUCCCAACGUUGCGCUUGGGUAUUGGAAGAACCCCGUCGCCACAAGCGAGACCUUCACUGGUGAUGGGUGGCUACGAACGGGAGAUAUUGCAGUUGCAGACCACAAGGGCCUGUUUUGGAUCGUGGAUAGAAAAAAGGAACUCAUCAAAGUCAGUGGCCUCCAGGUUGCUCCCGCCGAGUUAGAAGCUGUCCUCCUUCAGCACGAACAGGUGGCCGAUGUCGCUGUAGUCGGCAUGAAGAUCGGCGAAGAGGAAUUCCCCCGCGCAUAUAUCGUACUGAAGGACGGGGAUCGGGAUUCCAGCAGCCGUGAGACCGAGAGAUCGAUCCAGCUCUGGGUCGAAGCACGAGUCGCCAAACACAAAAGGCUUCAAGGCGGUGUCGUCUUUGUCCAAGAGAUCCCCAAGUUGGCCAGUGGAAAGAUUCAAAGGAAGUUCGAAGCUGACCUGGGUUACCGUCCCAGACUGGACGGCGACAUCGACACGAUUUACAAGCAAUGGGACACGCUAGGAAAAGACCUGGUUUCCAAAUUCUCUUUCAAACCGCGCGAUGAAUCCGUCAAGCGUGAAGACCGAGCGGUUGGCACCAAGGGGAACAAAGUGCGCAUCUACACCCCUCCGGCGCUGGAAAACUCCGCUCUCUGCGUGUACAUCCACGGCGGCGGCUGGGCCUUGGGCGACCUGGACGCCGAAGACGCCCAAUGCGAGGAGUUUUGCAAGAGGGUUGGGUUGAUUGUUAUGUCGAUCGGAUACCGCCUUGCCCCUGAGCAUCAAUAUCCCGCGCCUCUCGACGACUGCGUCGAGGGUUACACGUGGGCUGUCACGCAGGCAAGCACUUUCGGCGCCGUGGCCGACAAGGUCAUCCUCGCGGGAGGCUCUGCGGGAGCGAAUCUCGCCAUUGCCACCACAUUGCAGCUGGUCGAUCAGGACAGCCAGAUCCUUCCAGAUGGCCUGUUCGCCGCGGUCCCGGUCACCGUGGACCCAAAAGCUGUCCCCGACGAAUUGAGGAGCAAGUACACUUCCUAUAUCGAAAACAGGGAUACUGGGCCCAAUACCCCCGGUGGCAUGCAGGGUUUCGCUCGUGCCUACGGAGCAGAUCCCGCCGACAAGUACUAUUCGGUCCUGCUGCAUGAAAAGCUAGGGUCACUGCCAAAGACGUACAUCACGAUCGCGUCCAAGGACACCCUUCGCGACGACGCACGUCUGUUUGUUGAAAAGCUUCAGGCUCAAGGAUCCGCAGUGGUGGCCGAGGACAAUAACAGUCCUGGAGAUGGCAGUCACAGUGAGAGUCGUUCGGUGGUGGACCAUGGGACCGAUAAGAGACAAAGUAUUCCCGCCCGUGGGACUUCCUCCUCGAUCGAGCUCAGCGCCGGCGCAAGAUUCGAUGAGACAUUAGACGAAGUUGAGGCGCAGAUCAAGUCGAUGGCUUCCAUCAGUGUCGAAGGAGAGAAGGAUGGAAAGUCCAACGCAUGGGGAUCGACAUCGGGAUCGUCAAGCACAAGGAGCUUCCUCCACGAGCCGGACCUGUGCGUACCUCUCCCGGAUGAGAAACUUCAAUGGAAGCUGUUCCAGUACUAUAUUGAUUGGGUGCAUCCACAAUUACCAUUCCUCGAUAUUCAGCAGGUGGCAGAGAGGGCCAUGACCGAAGACUUCGCGGGGUCCAAAACCACAUUUACUCUUCUGAUGCAAGCCAUCUUUUAUGCCGGGUCGCUAUACGCUCUCGAGGACGACUUCCGCUCCAGCUACUAUGAAUCCCAACGGCACGCACAGAGGACUCUGGCCCACCUUGCGAAGGCUUCCUUCUCUACGAACCGUGAUGAUGACUCUUUGCUGUUGUCGCAGGCUGCCCUUCUUCUGUCCAUGAGGGCCACUCCGAGUCUGGAAUCGCUCCACGUCUCCAGAUACUGGUUGAAGGUCUGCAUCGACCGAGUUCAGAGAUUGACCUUCGUUCAGUACAUGCAAUCGGAUGGAAGAGCCUCAGCACAGCCUAGAAAUCAGAGACACGCAGAUCUUGAUUCCGCAUUGGUCAAGCUAGUGUGGUCAAUCCGUGUGCAGGAGUUGACCAUGAUGCUCGGAUCGGGUGAAGGCAGCUACAUGCACACCCACGUGGACGGGUUUCUAUCUCCAACGUAUUUAUCCAUCAACCCCGACAGAUUCUCACCAGAACUAUGGCACAGGAUGUCUGGCUCUAUCUCGCUUCAGGAUGCCAGAAUUCAAGAGCUACUCGCCAAUCUCUUCUACGCCAAGCUGCGGUUGUCUGCAAUGAUCGACAAAGUGCUGCAAAGUGUCAGCUCGGGCGAGGAUUCUGGCCCUACCGGCAGCGAGUCAGAAGAUCUCUCAUACCGUCUUGCUCUGAGGCUCAGCUCAUUGCCGGCCGAUUGCUUGCUGUCUCACGAGAUCUCUCUGGCCCAGUGGUGGGACUCCAUUCCAAGCUGGAUGCGAUGUGCUGGUCCUCCCGAUCACGCUUCAACCUACCAGACCUUUUCCAUGUCGAUAUGUCAGGCGCGUGUCAUGCGAGAGGGGCAGACCCAAUCAUCCCUGUAUGUAGGAGCUAUCCAACAACAAAAGAUCGAGGCAAAAGUCAGAGAGAUGCUCGACAUCCUGGACUACUGGGUACCGGAUGAGAACCUUGGACGCCUCCUCACCGCGACCGGUCCAAGACUGGCUCAUGUGUGCAUUCCUGCACUGUCACGCACUGCGCACGGCUUCUCGGACAUUCAAGCCACGUUGAGGAACUUCGAUCUGAUCAACAAAAAUAUCAACUAUCUCCUCAAGGGUACCUUGGGACUCGCCGGUCACACGGCGGGCGGAUCGCCAUUGCAAAGUGGUGACGCAACGUCACAAUCAGCCACUGACCGACGCACCCAUCGGCCGCAGCAAUGUGACGCAUUUCCAUCCCAUGAAGAGUGUCAUGCGCAGGAUGACCUGGCUCGAUACCUAGUGGGUGAGUCUGCGAAGCUCGACAGAAAAGAGAGGGCGUCGGCCGAAUGCCAGCUUGGGGAUCCUGAGCUGCUGACUGUCCGCCAGGUGGACAAUGGCGAGAACGAUAUAGAUACCGGCGGGACCUCUAUACCAAGCGACUUUCUGGUCCUAGAGUCGACAGAGGACAAUUGGCCGAUUUCGCCCGGUCAAUCAGACGAAGCAAUGACAACUGCUCCAAGCCUGGCGGGAGAGUAUCACGGGUUGAACCCGCUGUCGCCAUUUGCCUCUGCGUGGCUGGAAUUUGACUCCGAAUCAGAAUCUCUACGCUGA
Messenger RNA from Fonsecaea monophora, 4437 nucleotides. RefSeq lists its product as hypothetical. The transcript has 9 exons. The record is from RefSeq and is a predicted model, not a curated record. Bases 1 to 4437 code for a protein of 1478 amino acids. Gene Ontology annotation, biological process: secondary metabolic process. NCBI's taxonomy places the organism in Eukaryota, Fungi, Ascomycota, Eurotiomycetes, Chaetothyriales, Herpotrichiellaceae. Gene Ontology annotation, molecular function: CoA-ligase activity; hydrolase activity.